Molecule: messenger RNA, 871 nt
Organism: Hordeum vulgare subsp. vulgare (domesticated barley)
Lineage: Eukaryota; Viridiplantae; Streptophyta; Magnoliopsida; Poales; Poaceae
Product: glutathione S-transferase F11-like
Exons: 2
Coding region: 78-758 (226 amino acids)
Cellular component (GO): cytoplasm
Molecular function (GO): glutathione transferase activity; glutathione binding
Source: RefSeq, a predicted model, not a curated record
CCUCGCUAAAGUUCAACCUUUUUGUCACACUUGCUAUCUCCUACUCCCACCUACCCUCCGUCUCCGAAGAAGCAGCGAUGGCAGCGCCCGUGACGGUCUACGGGCCGGCGAUCUCGCCGGCGGUGGCGCGCGUGGCGGCGUGCCUGCUGGAGAAGGACGUGCCGUUCCAGCUGGAGGCGGUGGACAUGUCCAAGGGCGAGCACAAGUCCCCCUCCUUCCUCAAGCUCCAGCCCUUCGGCCAGGUCCCCGCCUUCAAAGACCACCUCACCACCGUCUUCGAGUCAAGGGCCAUUUGCCGUUACAUCUGUGACCAGUACUCGGACCGUGGCAACCGGACUCUCCUAGGCCGGCAAGAAGACGGCGCGGUAGGCCGUGCCGCCAUCGAGCAAUGGAUAGAGUCCGAAGGCCAGGCAUUUAACCCGCCGAGCUUGGCCAUUGCAUUCCAGCUCACCUUCGCGCCGCUCAUGGGCAUGGCCACCGACAUGGCCGUGGUCGAGCAGAAUGAGGCGAAGCUCGCCAAGGUGCUUGACGUGUACGAGGGGCGGCUGGCGGAGAGCCAGUAUUUCGCCGGCGACGAGUUCACCCUUGCCGACCUUGUGCACAUGCCCAACACUGAUCUCCUCGUGAGCAAGACCGGCAAGGCGGGUCUGAUCACCGAGAGAAAGAAUCUUUCCAGAUGGUGGGAUGAGGUCUCGGCUCGUCCGUCAUGGAAGAAGGUUGUCGAGUUGCAGAGUGCACCAAGGCCCCCUAGAUCCUGAUGCACCCUUCUUUUUUAUCUGUCCAGCUUCUGGUGGCAAUUAGUUACAUUCUGUUAUGUGUUGCCAUCACUGUUAAAGUGUGAAAUUUGAAAGACUCGGGCCGCUUUGUACUA